CACCGUAAAAAUGGUUAUUAAACAGUGUCAAUGACAUUUUCCUAACUUGUCUGAACCAUUUUCCACCCCAUAUUGAUUUUUUCGCGUACAUCCGUUGCAUGUCUAGAACAUUUCUGAUUCCAUGAAAUAAUCAAUAUUCGUAUUAUUCUCGUUAGUCGACGGUUUCCAGUGGAAAAGUCGCAGUUUGCAAGCAAGAACUCGCCGAUAAACAACCCCCUGUCUCACUCCGUAUUUAAUCCUUCCUCGAAGCUAACAAUGAUACAAAAUAAUGGAACAUAGAAGUGACGAGAUUAAAUUAGGGGGAAUAAGUAAAGUGUCUUUGCCAUUUUAUGAACCCCCGCCGAGGAAAACCAGUGCGGAAAUUAUCAACGAAGCGCGACUUGCUAUAAGAGAAUCACAAAUGGCUGAGAGCUCGUUUAUCUCAACUCCUAUUAAGCCUUUGCAAACCCAAAGGCCCUUCACACCAAGAAACAAGGAAAGGCUACUGUUUGGCAAAAAAAACAAAGCGAAUCGACCGCCGAGUUCGUUCAGUCUCCGAUACCUCCAAAAUGAAGCGGAAAUACCAACCAACGUCCCCGAUUCAAACAUGAUUUUAAGCCCUCACAUGUUAUCAACAACCACGAAACCAAUUCCACCAAAAACCACCUCUCGACCCAUUUUCACCAAACAACGUUCAAACUCAUUAUCCGAAGUCAACGACAACAAAAUUUUCAACAUCGGAAUCAAAGAAAUAUCUCUCAAUAAAGUCAGACUGCCUUCACUGGACCACAUGAAACCGUUGCAAAAACGAAAAUUUUUUAACACUUCAUCUCUCGAUAAUUUACCCGAAGAACAAGAAUCUCCCGACUCGAAAACCGAACGCAAAGCUUUUAGUUCUCCACAAGAACGCACAGAUUUCAACGACGAUGACUCUCCAUUCGGGCGAUCGUCCAGCAAACAGAAAAAUCUCUCUCAAUGUCUUCUCUUGGGUCCACAAAACUUGAAUAAAAUAUUCGAUAAUAGACACAUUAUUGAGAAUUCUGAGACGCUGUUUAUCGGGACAGGUUACUUGAAUAGGGGGCAUAGUCCACAGCGUAGAAAUAAAGUACAAAAUUCAAUUUUAGAAAGUAAAGAAAGAACGGUCGAUAAUGUUAUCGAUGAUUUGAAUAAUGAGAGCAACAGAAUCGACAAUGAGGACCUCGUCAUUGAACUAUUGGAAGAACUUUAUGAAAAAAUGGAAAAAGAUAAUUUACUCUCGUCGAAAAUCAACUCGAAAAUGAAGAUUCAUGUUCUGAAAGCUUUGUACAAGUUUGUGGAAUCGCAGAAUGAGAAGCUUUUGUUGAAUAUUGCGAGGGUGAUUUUGGCGCUGAAAGUAACUGGAAAUAAUCUCAGCGGGGUUUGUAAAUUGAUUUUCAAAGUGUCCAAGAAUGACAAAAACGAUUACUUAUUCUUCCAGAAAAAUAUUUUAGAAUUAUUUUUGGACGCUUUGGGCCGUUCAAGCCCAUUGGACGAUGCCGAGGCUUGCGUAUACGGUUACGGUUCCGUCAAAUUUUUAACAAUGAAUACGCAAUUAUUAGAUAAAAUUUUAUCCUUGGGGAUAUUACAGCUGAUGGUUUUACAUAUUAAAAUUAUUAAUAAUGCUAAAAUGGAUAAAACACAAAUGCCUGAACAAACCAAUCAUGCUUUGUUCCAACUAACUGGUGCCUUACGAAACAUAGUUUCAGAAGAAAAUAUUUAUGAAACAUUUAUAUCGUGUGGAGCGAUUCAACAAUUAUGUCAAACAAUGGAUCUUUUCUCUGCAGAUUUGGAUAUUAUUAGUAACAUAUCACGCAUUUUCAGUACAAUAUCAACCAACGAUUGCUGUUGUGAUAGCUUAGUUGAAUAUAAAGAUAUUUAUAAAGUGAUUAUCCAUUUAUUUGAUAAAUAUCCCGGGAAUGAAGAAAUUAUUGUACGAUUGGCGUACACUUUAGGAAACAUUGUUGCUAAAAUUGAUAAUACCCGAGUCAAAUUUUAUCAUGAGAAAAAUUCAGUAAACAGUCUCCUCAACCUGUGGAAAAUUUACUUAGAACGGACGCUAAAAAUCUGCUCCCUGAAAACCGACAACGAAUUAAUUGAAAACGGAAAUCCGGAAGACGUCAUGAUUAAAGUAAUUCGAGUCAUUGCAAACGUGAUUAUAAAUCCAGAUAUUGGGAAAGCCGUCAAUGAGUCCUACGGCUGUCUCCUCAUCGAUGAAUUUUUGAAAGUCUUAAUCAGCAAUCCGUUCAAAAAGAACGAAGAACUCGUCAUGUCCAUUUUGAGUACCUUAAACAACUUAUCCUAUUAUUACACCUCCGACAUGGAAACCGACAUUUUCCACAUAAAACAAGUGGAAAUCGUUGAGGGAAUCACCGAAUAUGCAAGAUCGCGCAACAAGGAAUGCGUAAUCGAGUCGAUGAGAAUAAUGGGUAACUUAUCGCGGUCUAAAAUAACAAGAGAUUACAUCACGGAAUCGGAAGUAUUCAAAAUUCUUCUAAACAUUCUAGACAAAGCCGAUUUGACUCUCCUCAAAACAACGAUCGGAGUUUUCGUAAACUUGAUGGCAGACAACAAAUCGCGAAAUUUGUUCAAGAAUCAGGGAGGAAUCGCGAAGUUGAUCACAAUUUUGAAAAACUACGGACAAAAUGACUGGUUAUUGGGGAUGUUGGUGUGUCAAGUCAUUUGGAAUUACUGUAUUGAUACAAUGGAUUUGUACGAACUUAUCCCCGAUGAUGAGAUUCAACAAUUACUAGUAAUCUUAGCCGAUUAUCUUGAUGAAGAAAAAUUGUUUGGAGUCACUGAAGGAUCAGAGGAUGCGGAAGUAUACGUGACACAAGAAUACUUAAUUUGGGAGGAGUUUGCAAGCGUCGCGACUAAUUUAUUGGAGAAAAUUGAGUACUUUUUAGAUACUUUUGACCAAAUUCAUAUAGAAAGUGAAACGACGCUUACUAAGGAUUCGAGUACAAAUCUCAGUUUUGCAGCUUGGUAAUAAUCCCUUAUUUAUGCUAGGCUGAAAGACAGGUUAUAUAGAUGAACUUUUUUUAUUUAUACAAAUAUAUUUUAUUGAUUGUUUUUAUCGUUAUUUACAUUUACAAAUUUUUAACUUACGUUACUUAAAUUAUAAAUUUACAUUCUACUACCUAUAAUAAUAAACUAAU
This is a messenger RNA of Tribolium madens (black flour beetle), 3152 nucleotides long. Its product is annotated as armadillo repeat-containing protein 2. The record is from RefSeq and is a predicted model, not a curated record. Lineage: Eukaryota; Metazoa; Arthropoda; Insecta; Coleoptera; Tenebrionidae. The transcript is spliced from 10 exons. Gene Ontology annotation, biological process: cilium organization. The coding region runs from base 269 to 2983 and encodes 904 amino acids.